AUGUGUAUCAAUAACAAAUGGCUGAGUUUUAUGGGUUGGAGCAUGUUGACAGUUGUUUACAAUUAUGAUCAACAAACAUUACAGUUGUAUGAUAUGCUCAAAUCAGCUUUAGGCGUCCUGCAAUCUUCGGUAUCUGAUUUGAAUAAAGGUAUUGACAGAAGUUGUACCACUGAGCCGAAUUCCAAGACCAGUUUACCUGAUACUAACUUUGGUACUCCAGUUAAGCGAAGAAAACUACCAGAUUUAAAAUCAAGAUUUAAUACUGCAUUUUCAAAAUACAAUAACAUUUUUGAAUUAUUUGAAAUUGGCAAGGGGUUUCGUUCUCGUCUCGCCAUGUAUUGGUUAUCAGCAAAGUACUUCAACUUCCCUCUAACACCAGAGGCCAUUCGCUGUGGUAAAUAUCUGGCAGGUAUAACAACCGAGUGCAUAUGCUGGGAUAAGCGUAAACUAUUUACUGUUGGUACGUUCCUACUGAAUGCUUUAGGUUUCAUGAAGAUAUCCCUGAAUGCAAGCGAAUUUUAG
Tetrapisispora phaffii CBS 4417 is the source of this 522-nucleotide messenger RNA. RefSeq lists its product as uncharacterized. Bases 1 to 522 code for a protein of 173 amino acids. Lineage: Eukaryota; Fungi; Ascomycota; Saccharomycetes; Saccharomycetales; Saccharomycetaceae. The transcript has a single exon. The record is from RefSeq and is a predicted model, not a curated record.